This is a messenger RNA of Coprinopsis cinerea okayama7#130, 1207 nucleotides long. RefSeq lists its product as hypothetical. Gene Ontology annotation, molecular function: oxidoreductase activity, acting on NAD(P)H, oxygen as acceptor. Gene Ontology annotation, cellular component: intracellular anatomical structure. The coding region runs from base 149 to 1207 and encodes 352 amino acids. The record is from RefSeq and is a predicted model, not a curated record. The transcript has 8 exons. Lineage: Eukaryota; Fungi; Basidiomycota; Agaricomycetes; Agaricales; Psathyrellaceae.
GUAGACCGGAGCGAGCGCGCUAUCUUAUCUUCGCUGUUACUACCAUCUGGGUCAACUUCACCACCACAUUUUCACUUCAUCACUACCAACACUCAUAGUCUGCACCCUCUUUCUUCCCCGCCGUCGUUGCUGUUAGAAAGAAACCAGGAUGCCAUCGAAUUAUUCAAGUCGGAAUGCCUCGCCGUUGAGGCCUGCGUUUUCGGGUGUUGCGUCGUUCAAGGUGGAGAAUUUGGAGAUUUCGGAUGAUAUGCAUCCUGUUAUUCAUGCUGGGCGUGUGGCGGUUAUUACGGGUGCUGCGAGUGGGAUUGGGCGGGCUGCUGCUAGGGAGUUGGCCAAGUUGGGCUUGAAGGUUGCCAUCGCGGAUAUCAACGAGAAGGAGCUGGAGGUGUUUGGGAAGGCGCUGGUUGAGGAGUUUGGGGAGGGGAAUGUGUUGGUUGUGCCUACUGAUGUUGCGCAGUAUGAGCAGGUUGUGGCGUUGAAGGAUAAGGUGUAUGAUGCUUGGGGAGAGGAGCUGCGUGUUAUCUUCGAUGCGAGGGCUAUCGGUUCCCUAUCUUGGGAGCGGGAGCCCCUAUCCCUAUCCAUGAUCAACGCGCGGCUGCCUCCGGUCGCUGUUCUGCUGAACAAUGCGGGUAUUGCGGCCAAGGGGACGUCUUGGGAUGGGAUGGAGAAUUGGAAGAAGAUCUUUGACGUGAACGUGUUUGGUGUGAUCAAUGUUCAGCAGGCGUUUGUCCGCAGCAUGAUCCAUCAAGAAAACCAGGCUGUAAUCAUCAACACGGGUUCGAAGCAGGGAAUCACCAAUCCUCCCGGAAAUCCUGCCUACAAUGCAUCGAAAGCUGCUGUAAAGAGCUUGACCGCAAGUCUGGCGCACGAACUGCGAGAGAAGGCGUAUGCCAACGUUACUGCCCAUCUUUUCAUCCCUGGCUGGACAUACACUCCGCUCGCAGGUGCUGGAACGGCCUUUACCGAGAAACCGCGAGGCGCUUGGACGGCAGAGGAGACGGUCCUGUACAUGCUGGAUAAAGUCCGCGAAGGGGAUUUUUAUAUCCUCGUUCCUGACAACGAGACGAAGCGCGAAGUUGACCAGUUGAGGAUUAUGUGGGCUGCCGCGGAUUUGGCGGAGAAUCGACCUGCGCUUAGUAGGUGGCAUCCGAGCUACAAGUCGUUGUUCGAGGAGUACAUGAGGGAGGGGCUGGCACAGUUGGAGUAG